AUGGCUCCCCAGUUCCUCAAGGCCCUCACUGUCGCCACGGCUCUCGGCGCUACUCUCGCGACCGCACUUCCGGUCCAGCCGAAACCCACCGUCUGGCACACUACCACCCAGGUCGUUGUCAAGACCAUCACCAAGACCGCGACUGUUCACGGCACUCCAGGACCUGACUACACUGUCCCGCCAGCCUACACCACGCCAGCUGCCCCGACUGUCCCAACUGACGCUCCACAGCAGCCCUCGUACACGCCAGUUCCUUCGGCUCCAACACCCUCUUCCAGCAGCUCUUACAGUGCCCCUGCUGAGCCUUCGUCCUCUUCCGUCCCCGCUCCUCCCCCACCGCCACCAACCACCACCUCUACUCCUGCUCCAGAGCCAACGACCUCCACCACUCCUCCUCCACCUCCACCGGCCAUGACCACCCCACCACCACCACCACCUCCACCAGCUACCAAGCCACCAGUUGUCAGCAUCCCACCAAUUGGCGGCGGAGGCAGCACCUACACUGGUCCAUGUGCUGCCGGCUCUCCUUGCACCGGUGAAAUCACCUUCUACGACGGUGGUCUCGGUGCUUGCGGUACCAACAUUGACACCAACGGCGAGGAUGCCAUUGCUCUCCCCAUCGAGCUCAUGGGCCCUCUCAGCAACAACAACCCAUACUGUGGAAAGCAGGUCCAGAUCUCCUACAAGGGCAAGACCGCUACUGCUACUGUCAAGGACAAGUGUGCUGGCUGUACCGGAAACAACAUCGACAUGACCCGCUUCCUCUUCUACAAGUUAAUUCGGUUCCCGGUGGCAUUUACUAACUCUUCAAACAGCGGUGUCGAGGCUGAUGGCCGUAUCCACGGUGUCGAAUGGCACUUCAUCUAA
Molecule: messenger RNA, 867 nt
Organism: Trichophyton benhamiae CBS 112371
Lineage: Eukaryota; Fungi; Ascomycota; Eurotiomycetes; Onygenales; Arthrodermataceae
Product: extracellular cellulase CelA/allergen Asp F7-like, putative
Exons: 2
Coding region: 1-867 (288 amino acids)
Source: RefSeq, a predicted model, not a curated record